AGCAAAAGAGGAGCUGUUGUUAUCUCUAAUAGUUUAUUUCAGUGCUAUAAUUAUACACGACUCCCUGCUGCUCGAUCGCAUCAGGUCGUCGUCGUCGUCAUCGUCGUCGUUCGCCAAAGAUGCUGAUGUUCCACAGAAAGUGCGGCGACAGGAUCAGCCUCGUAAAUGGCCAGUGCACUGCUGUCAGAAAUGUAUCCGAGUUUAAUUACGGUCUGGUCUUCAGUGCCGAGCCCCUCAAAGAUGACGAAGUUUUUCAAGUCCGCAUUGAUAAAAAGAUGAUGAUCUGGAGUGGGAGCAUAGAAAUUGGAGUAACAGCAUGUGAUCCAGAUUUUACCACUUUGCCUGCCUCUGCAGCUAGUUUAACCGAAGGAUCUUGGAUUAUGAUUGGAUCCAGCAUAGUACAAGAUGGAGAGCCGAUUCUAGAGUUGUAUGGAGUUGAUUUAAGUACACUCGAAGAACAAAAUACUCUUGGUGUAUGCAGAACAUCAAAGGGAGAACUUGUUUUCUAUGUUAAUGGUAUACCACAAGGAAUAGCAGCCACUGGUAUACCUUCCAGAGUCUAUGCAGUUAUAAAUUUGUACGGAAAUUGCAUUCAAGUUUCAACACUUCAACCAAGCAAUGGAACAUCUAUCAGCAAUGACGAACCAACUAGUCAUCAAAUAGAAAUAAAUAAUGACUAUAAUAUGGAUGAGACUCCUAGUUCCUCGAUAACAAAUUUAGUUGGUAACUUAAACGUCAGUUGCCAUGUUUUACCAAAAAAUCCUAGCCUAGCAGCCAUACGAGAAGGUAGAUUGAGGUUUCACGAAAGGGUGGGUUCUUUGGUCAAAUUGUCAAAUAAUGCACGCUCGGCUGAAAGAAGAAGGCCGUCGGACGAAUUCAACAACGGAGUGGUCAUGACUCACCGACCGUUGCGGGACAAUGAACUUUUUGAAAUUCGUAUAGACAGAUUAAUUUUCAAAUGGUCAGGUAGCAUUGAAGUCGGUGUUACGACACACAGUCCCACUGCACUCGAGUUCCCAGCAACAAUGACGAACAUGCGUUCUGGUACUACGAUGAUGUCGGGUUGUGGUAUAUUAAUCAAUGGAAAAGGCACGCAACGCGAGUAUGGUGAAUACAACCUAGACGAGCUUCGCGAGGGUGACAGGGUGGGCAUGAUAAGAAAAAGCAACGGCGACCUUCACUAUUACAUAAACGGUCUCGAUCAGGGUGUUGCAGCUAAAGUUCCCUCUGCAGUCUGGGGGGUCAUAGAUUUAUACGGGAUGACGGUUAAAGUUACAAUAGUAGAUCGUGACGAGAGAGAAGAGCAGAAUCUUGUUACCAGAAGAAACGCGUUGCAUCUUAAUGGAAUAAACGGUAUUUUACUUUGAUUGAAUGUUAGACGUUACAAAUUUUGUAUACCAUUGGAUGUACUUAUUACAGAAGCUGGUGAAACAGAUGAACCUAUAGAUAGAUUGAUGUUUCAUACGUGUUGCGGCACUCGAGCCGAUGUAAUAAACAACGGACGAACAGCGCAUAGACCAAAUGCGGUUGAUGACUUCAAUAACGGCGUCGUUUUAACCUCGAGACCUCUGAGAUCAAGCGAAUUGUUCGAAGUAAGACUGGAUAAAAUAGUCACGAAAUGGGCUGGAUCCAUUGAAAUUGGAGUCACCACUCAUUCUCCCACUGAACUAGAAUUUCCAUUCACCAUGACGAACGUUAGAUCAGGAACGUGGAUGAUGACGGGAAACGGGGUGAUGCACAACGGCACGACAAUGAUCGACCAGUACGGGCAAAAUCUCGAUCGGCUGCAAGUGGGCGAUCGCGUAGGCGUUAUGCGCAAAGAUAACUCGACCUUGCACUUUUUCGUGAACGGAGUGGAUCAGGGUGCAGCGGCUACCGGGGUACCCGAACGAAUUUACGGGGUCAUUGAUCUCUAUGGUCAGGCUGCUCAAGCCACUAUCGUCGACAACUCGGACUACUGCAGUCCAACUACCAUUAAUUCUAGUCUCAGCAACACCACGUUAUACUGUGAACUGCGCUUUCAUCACGUACACGGUAAGAAUGCUCGGAUAUCUAAUAACGGACUGACAGCGAUGCGGCCCCGAGCUCUCGGUGAAUUUAACGAUGCUAUCGUUGUGGCGAAUCGGGCGCUUCGCGAUGGUGAAAUAUUCGAGGUGUCGAUUGAUAAAAUGGUCGAACGUUGGUCUGGAGCGAUCGAAGCUGGUGUCACUGCUAUAAGGCCGGAUGAGCUCGAAUUUCCACCCACGAUGACGGACAUAGAUCACGACACGUGGAUGCUGUCAGGCUCAACGAUAAUGCGGGACGGCGUGACAGUUCGCAAUAAUUAUUCGUGCGAUUUGGAUAAACUCGUCAUAGGCAAUCGACUCGCCAUGAUGAGGUUCGCCGACAACAGUCUGCACUUUUAUCUCGAUGGAGUGGAUCAAGGCCCCGCUUUUACUGACAUACCAACUCACGUUUAUCCCGUCAUCGAUCUCUAUGGCCAGUGCGCUCAGGUGACUAUAUACCCUGAUCGCCGAGACAUGGUUCUCCAACCGUAUCUGCCUUCCGAGAACAGUACAGCGUCCCAACAGCCUACCUCGGUGAUUCAACCGCUCGCUCAAACCGAGGUGACCCACAAGUUCCACGAAUCCGCGGGUCUGAACAUUCAGCUGGACACGGGUCGCACUGUAGCAACGCGCUGCCGCGAGUACAGUAACGCGGUGCUGCUGAGCGACUCGGUGCUCGAGAACAACGAGCUCUUUGAGAUCAGUAUACAAGAAGUGGCGCGCGAAUGGAGUGGCUCGCUGAGGAUCGGUUUGGUUAGCAACGAGACCGGCAGCUGGCUCACCUCCAUGAACUUUGUCCAGGUGAUGACGUCCAUACCCGCGGACGCGUGGUACCUUGCUGGCAAUCAAGUGCGCCACAAGGGAUACUGUCUCAGUCUUAAUUACUGUCCGAGCUUGGAUUGGCUACGCGUGGGCGACAAAAUCGGUAUGAAGCGCACGAGCGAGGGAAACCUCAAGUUUUACGUGAACCGCGAAGACAUGGGUGUUGCCGCGUCAAACGUGCCUGAGCUGUGUUAUGCUGUGGUCGAGCUGUUUGGCAGUACCGUGGCGGUGUGCAUAACGAGCACGAAGCAGCAGAAUGCCACGAUAUCGCUCAAUGCCAGUCUCAGGCUGCAGGAUUCCCUGGAGCUACUACUCGAUCCCAUGCCACCGGGUAUCCGGAGCGAAGUUGGCAUGGACACUUCGGGCGAUGCUUACGGCGAAGUUAAAUUAUCAAACGAUGUAUUGACGACGCCAACACAGGGGAUCAGCUCGAUUGGUGAGAUGGACUGGCCUUACGAGUUUCACGAAAAUCACGGUAGAAACGUGCAGCUGGAGAAGAAAACUAUCGCCAAAAGGGUCGCGAGUUACAACCAGGGCGUAGUGAUGUCCAGUAAGCCUUUGAUAAAGAACAAAUUGUUCCAAGUGAAGGUCGAAAAAAUCAACGAUCGAUGGGUAUCGGGAAUCUUAUGCGGUGUAACGUGCAUUUCGCCCGAUAAAGUCAUAUUUCCGGUGACCGCCCUCGGAUUGAAAAAACAUUCAUGGAUCAUAUGUAGCGAUUGGAUAUCGCACAACGGAACAAAAGUGCGGUCCUCUUAUGGAGCGAACAUGGAGAAUUUGCACACUGGCUCGACUAUUGGUCUACUCUUGGACGAGGACUCGCGACUCCACUUGUACAUAGAUGGCCUCGACCAAGGCGUCGCGGCAUCGGAUUUGCCCUCCUACGUUUACGCUGUCAUUGACUUGUAUGGACAGUGUGAAAGGGUCUCGAUAUUGGGACCAGUUGUUGAAGCUUCAAAUAAUUUCAAUGGCAACGAUCUGGCCAUUGGCGAGACGAAUAACCUGAUGGAAAGACUAACCAUUGAGACAGAUGAUGUGGAGAAUUCGAGAGAAAAGGCGGAUCUUGAAUGCCACGAGAAAGAGAACGGUACUGCAACGUUACUGGACGAACCACCGGAUCGUAGUGUAGCCAACGCUAGAGAACAAAGUGAGGAUAGUUGCAGCGAAGAACUGAAAAAUCCCCAAACACAUACAAUACCUCCGAGUAGUCUACAGUCCGACACGAAUUACUCGGGAAGCGGCUCGGAUCAAGUUUCUACCGCUGAUACGGGCACUGCUAGCAUCCCAGAUAACAAUCCAGAUGGUGAUAAAGAAAUACCUUCAACUGAUUCCGUUCCUGCUCCAAGUGCUCCUAGCGACACAAACAUUGCCACGGAAGAUAGUAACAGUGAAAAUCGCGAGUCUUGCUCCAACGUUGAGCUGAAUAACGUGACCAAUAUGAACAUUAGGGAAGGCUCCGCCAUAAAUACCGCAAACAUGACCAGUCUGAGCGCUGCUAUCAAUGGAAGCAAUGCAAAUAACGCGAUUAAUGAAAGCAUAGCUUCGAAUAGCUCGCUAAACAAUAAUAACGUAACGACAAAUGGCAACGUGCGAGCUUGGCAUUCGAAUUACUGCGCACCCACUACGCCACAGGAUCUAGUACUGAAUCUUCAUCGACAUUCCUUGAGUCUUCAGAUGCCAAACAAUAGUUUUCCAAACAAUAUUUUAAGUAGCGUGCAGCCAUUCUCUUUGCUCACCUCAAUGCCGUCCACACCCCUCACAACAAGUAAUCUCAUAAGCGCGACGCCAUCCAAAAAAUGCGAGUACCUUAAAGCUUGUGUACGCCUGAAAAACUCGUUGGUACUGCCUGACGAAUUUUUCUCGCUCGAAGAGGUGCUGUGCUACUGCAGCUUCUGUUUUAAAGCUAACGCGGAUUCGAUGAUAUGUAAAAAAGGAGAGCCCCUAGCCGAGUUUGCUGCGCCUGUGGGUUGGGUCAGGUUUCCGUUGAAGCACACCAUCAAUGCUAAUCAGAUACCUCAAAGUACGACAGACAAGUGGCACGUAGCCUUUUAUGGGACGAGGAUCGACACUGUGAGAUCAAUUCUUGAUAGAGGUGAGCUGCUGACAAAAGAACAGCUCGAUACCGAUUCAUUAACAGGCUAUAUUAUUGAUAAUCAAAAUCCUCAGGUGGUAUUCUCACCAAAUAUUAAAUCGGCAAAUUCUGAAGAAUUUAACAAGCAAUAUUCGUACAUCGAUACGGAAUUAAAUAAAAAAGUCAAUGCGUCGACGGCCUUUCAGCUCCUCGUCAAACCCGGCUCGUAUACGACGUCAUGUAAAAAGGAUGGUUCGGAUUCGCAGUUGGAGUACGUAGAGUGGGCUACCAAAGAAACUGGGGCUACGGUUAUUAUAGCCCUCCUCAUUUACCUAGAUAAAUUUUAAGGCGCGAAUUGCACUUAAUUAGUCAACGAUAACCCAAUAGAGAAGUUCACCUCCGUGUUUUCAGGUAGUUAUCUUUCAUGUUUUUUUUUUUUUUUUUUUUUUUAC
Messenger RNA from Copidosoma floridanum, 5387 nucleotides. It is a transcript of the gene Neurl4, whose product is annotated as neuralized E3 ubiquitin protein ligase 4. NCBI's taxonomy places the organism in Eukaryota, Metazoa, Arthropoda, Insecta, Hymenoptera, Encyrtidae. Gene Ontology annotation, molecular function: ubiquitin protein ligase activity. The record is from RefSeq and is a predicted model, not a curated record.